UUUUUAGAUAGGUGUAUUUAGAAAUGUAGGUCAAGCAAAUUUGGUAGUAUAAAUAUCUUUCAUUCUUUGGUUCUCAGUUGAAGAAAUGUAAGAUUAUGUUUUCAUCUUUGUGAAUAAUAUAAAAUCUUCAAAAAAACAACACAGUGAAAUGAAGAGCACCCAUUAGACCUUGGAGAAAGCUUCAAAAUUUGAACUUUGAUAGAGUACGUUUGAACAAGCCCAAAGUUCUCUGAAGACCUUUUGCUAUAAAGCUUAAGAGUUACAUUUGGGGUCAUCAUCAACCUUAGGAGUUUGCCAGGAAAGCUUUGAAUAACACUUUCUUUGGACCCAUGGGAUGUGAUGGAUAAUCUUCAACGUUUAGGUAAUGCAUCAAGCUUCAGGGUUUGCUAUACAAGCUUUGAAUGGCUCUUGGCAUUGCAUACAAUGCUCGUCAAAAUUUGGGCCCAUAAGAUGUGAUGUAUAGUCUUCAAAUUUUAGCCAUUAUGUCGGGAUCAAGAAGCUUUCCAGGCCAGGGCAGCAAAAGCUCUGAGGAUGGUAAUACAGAGGAUUUUCUCACAGCUAUUAUGGCAGGAUCUAGAAGCUUUACAAACCAGGACUGCAGAAGCUGUUUGGAUGGAGAUAUUAAGGAAAAUUGUGUUGUGAGAGAACAAGAUAGAUACAUGCCUGUUGCUAACGUUAUCAGGAUAAUGAGAAAAGUAUUACCUCCUCACGCAAAGAUAGCUGAUGAUGCAAAGGAUACCAUGCAAGAAUGUGUGUCAGAGUUUAUAAAUUUCAUCACCAGUGAAGCAAAUGAACGUUGUAAACAAGAACAGAGGAAAACCAUCACUGCAGAUGAUCUCCUUUGGUCUAUGUACAAGUUGGGUUUUGAAGAUUAUGUGCAUACAUUAACCAUUUACUUACAAAAAUACAGAGAACUUGAAGGUGACCUUCGAGGUUCUUCCAGAGGGGAAAACAUGUCAAAGAAGGAAGUGAAUGAUCUACCAAUUUUUGCUGGUUAUCAAAUGGGUCAUCAAGAAAUUUAUGGUUCUUCCGAAAUGGGAUAUUAUCAGGACAUAAUGAAAGGCUAUGAUAUUAACUAUUAUCCCAAUGAGGAUCCCUUCGCAAAAUACAAGUGAAUUGGGUUAAUCUUGAGAUGUUUUUUUAGCACUCUCUGAGCUAUAAUUAUGCAGGAUUUCCUUUGCUCUCUUAUUGCUUUUGAACUAUCCAAUUACUCUACAAUGCAGUGAAUUACCAUUGUAUAGAAAAUAAGAAUCCUAGAUCUUUGAUUUAGUUUAAAAUUCCCUGAUUCAUCUUUUUUGAUAUCGGUGAAGCGAGCAAUUUCUUAUGCUAACUAUGAGAAUAUUGUAUAUUUUUUAAUAUUAAAACAUUAAACUUUUACCUGGGUUAUUAUGUUUUACGCUGAUAACCUGGCAAUGUUGUACCCUUUUCUUCAUCUUAUAAUAAUUGAAAUUCCUGUUAUUGCUGUAAA
Cryptomeria japonica (Japanese cedar) is the source of this 1468-nucleotide messenger RNA. RefSeq names its product nuclear transcription factor Y subunit B-1. The transcript is spliced from 2 exons. NCBI's taxonomy places the organism in Eukaryota, Viridiplantae, Streptophyta, Pinopsida, Cupressales, Cupressaceae. Gene Ontology annotation, biological process: regulation of transcription by RNA polymerase II. Gene Ontology annotation, cellular component: CCAAT-binding factor complex. Bases 456 to 1115 code for a protein of 219 amino acids. The record is from RefSeq and is a predicted model, not a curated record. Gene Ontology annotation, molecular function: protein heterodimerization activity; DNA-binding transcription activator activity, RNA polymerase II-specific; RNA polymerase II cis-regulatory region sequence-specific DNA binding.